Messenger RNA from Chlamydomonas reinhardtii, 3880 nucleotides. RefSeq lists its product as uncharacterized. The transcript is spliced from 11 exons. Bases 36 to 1397 code for a protein of 453 amino acids. The record is from RefSeq and is a predicted model, not a curated record. Lineage: Eukaryota; Viridiplantae; Chlorophyta; Chlorophyceae; Chlamydomonadales; Chlamydomonadaceae.
AUAAACGGAGUGACACGCCUCUGAAUUCUACAGCCAUGGCAAUGCCUCGCCUUGUGUCGUCUCAGUCCGGGCGCGUGCCCAUCCUGUGGGCAGCAGCCGCCAUUGCGGUGCUCGCUGCGAGCUGCUGCGUCGCGCAGAACACUUCAUGGUCGCAAGGCCGUGCUCGUCUGUUUGUGGCUGAUAACACUCCAGCAUCGCCUGGCGUAGUCGUUGUCGACCUCCCGUCCGGCAACAUCUCGGGCCGCAUCGCCAUGCCCGGCACAUCGCUGCAGCUGGGCGCCUCUCAGGACAAUGCGCACGUUGGAGUGUUCAGGAACCGCGAUAACGACCAGCACUUCCUCACCGUCAUCUCCACCGGCAUCCGACCCAUCGUGCCAGUCACCGUCAAGUCCAGCACCCUGCGCCAGCCAGCGGCGCUUAAGGAGGGUGAGGUGGGCCCCAUGCGGCGCCCCGUGCUGGCCAAGAGCUUCCUUCUGGUUAACGGAUCGGACGGUAUCGGUGGGGUGGAGACCGGCGGCAUGCUGGUGUACCAUGGCGGCUGGAAGCAAUACCUUGCCUACGCCGAAAACCACGGCACCGUCUACACCUACCAGAGCGAGAGCCUGCACGGGUCGCGCCGCUUUGAGGUUCGCUCCACGAUGAAGCUCCCUGUGGGCCACUUCCACGUCCUCCCGUACGGCAACCACAUCAUUGCCCCCCACACCGGCGUCAGCAGGGCCUACAUCCUGGACAGCCGCGGCCGCCAGGUCGGCUCCUACCCCUGCGGCGGCUGCCACGGCUCUGCCGCCUAUGAGAAGCCGGGUCACCUGGCUGCGGUGUUUGGCUGCAACGACUCCGUGCUGGUGGUGCACGGCACGGAGCGGACGGGGCACUACCUGCCCGCCACCUCGCCGCGCGUGGGCAGCUUCGUGUACGGCGCACCGGGUGUUUUCUGGUCUUCCAACACCCUGCAGACAUUCUUCUGGCGCACGGAUGUCCGCGGCGAGGAGCCCGGCCUGACGCGUGUGGCACACCGUGGCGGCCUGCUGCGGCUGGUGGGACUGGAGGGCGCCGGCGGCCACCUGCUCGGCCUGCACAUUGACGGCAACAUCACCAUGUACCACGGCGACACCGGCGCGGAGGUUGUCAGCCUGCAGCUGGAGCCGGCGGGCUACGCCAACCAGACGGCACCGCAGCUGCUGUUCGAUGCCGCCCACUCGCAUCUGUUCGUGUCCGUGGCCCGCACCGCGACCGUGCACGCCGUUGAGAUCAAGAUGGCCCAGCCUGCUUCUGCUGCCACUGCGGGCGCCGUGGAGCUGCGGGUGGUGCGCAGUGUGGUGGUGGGUGGCAUGCCGGGAGCCAUGGCCCUGGCCUACAUGCCUGGCGUGGCGCCGCCCCCCUCCAGCCACUCCAGCUAGAUAUAUAGCGCUAAGGAUGCCCGUAUGGCUAAAUGUCGACAGCAACCAACUACGGUAGUCAACUGCUGGCGAUAAAGGAGAGGCAGUGAAGGUUGCUGUGGGCUAGGCUGUAGGGUGGCUGAUGGAACGAAGAUAGGCAUCCACGGUAGGCACGUGAUCGAUCAUUGCAACGCAGGAUGUCACAUACAUACACACACACACGGUGAUGCAUGUACAGUACGUAGCAACUGGCAGCUCACUUGCUUUCAUACUGAAGCAGUGCCACAAGCGUAGGGCUACAGCACAUGCAGUACAUUUGAAGCAAUGCGAGUUGUGGAUGGGGCAUUACUGGCAGCUGCCAGCUGUAAAUUGAACCCCAGUUGGAUUGCUGUGUCAUACAUGCGUCCACCUCUAUCUAUGAACCUGGCUCCUCGAUAGCAGGCUCAUUCGUAACCAGGCUCAUUUGCAACCUACGUCACACCUCCCAGUUGUAAGCAAGUAUGAACACGCAUGGGGCCUGCCCCGCGUGAGCAUGCCUAGCUUACUCGCACGCACACACGCCGGUCAACAUGGCGCUACCAACGACGACUCCAGCAGCAUUGUUAGAUAGUAGGCGGGUAAGGGGGACUAAAACCCCACACCCUGUCGGCUUAUCCCUUAAUCCACGCCCUGACGUAUGGAAAGGUGUAAUCAUGUUUUGAGCUGAUGGGCUGCGGAGAGUCGGGGCCGCCCAUGUAACACACCCACACAAUAACACUACUGCAUCGUCGUGCACUCGGUGCCAUGCCUCUCUCAGCCACGUUGCCGCCUUCAGCGUCCGUUCGCAAACCUGCUCACGCUAUGUCCAGGCAGCAGCAAAACAGAUAUGGGGGAUUGCGGGCCGUACACGUGCGGGUUAGAACUCUGGAUCCAUCUCCCCACAGACGGCCCGGCGGCGCCCACCAAACGCCGCCCUUUUAAACCAGGUCUGCCCCGCCACGCCUACCUUACUUGCGCCGGGCAGGAACUACCCACCACGCACACCGGUUCAUUCCCCACAUGCUCACACUCUCGCCACUAGUCGCCGCUGCCACACGGUUGCUUUGCGAAUGUCCGCGCGCACGGCAGAGUUCCACUGGCCGUGCGCCGUAAUAAUGUCUUCAAUCGAUACACCCGUGUUCGCAGCUGCCAUCGCCCCGCCGCCCCUGCGCAGGCUGUGAGCCGAGAAACUAGCCGCGUUCGGCUUUGCCUGCGUGCCCUUCCCACACCGCCUGUGGCAGGCUCCAUUCUUAGCCGCCGCGCAAACCACUCCUUCCCCUGCCCCACCGUGCGCAGCCCCACCGCCGCGAAGAGCGGGUCGCCGUCGCCCGCUCCCGCUGCGUGCCGCCACUGCACGUAUCUGCCCACAAGCAAUACUCCCGAUAGGCGGCACGCGGCUGGCUGUCAUCUAUAGCUGCUAGGUGCACUGCCGUGCCCACACGCACCCUGCUGGUCCGUGUUGCUGCACUGAAUCUUCAGCCCCAUCCACCGGCCUUCCGGCUUCUGUUGCCCCACGCCUCCCAGCAGCUGUAGCUAGCGCGGCCAGCAGUUGGCCUCGCCGCAGCAUCCCCCAGAAGCCCAGGGUCAGCCAUCCAGCAAGAGUCGCGGCUGCACAUACACCUCGGCCUGCUGCCAGCGGUUCUGUGCCGCCGCUACUGCCCGCCACGCACCCGACCAGCUUGCGCAGCAUGGCGAGCGGCAGCGGCCGCCGCCGCCGCGCUUUAUCUACUCCUGCAUCAGCCACUCGUGCUGCAGCGCCGCCUCGGCGCUCAGCAGCUGCCGCGUCGCCAGCCGCUGCCGCAGGUCGCAGCCGCUGUCGCUGAGCGAGAAGGACAGGUUAUGAAGCCGUCGAUGCGCCUCUGGUCUGAGCUUAGCGAAGCUGCUUGCAGUUGGGCACGGCCAUCACCUCAAAGGAAGCGCUGACAGUGACUUCCUCAGUUGGCUCGGCGUUUGUCGUGGCCAACCAGUGGGCCACAAGCGUGCAGCUAACCGCGCAUGCUAAAGUCUCGUCCGCAACCUUGCAUGCGUACAGAUCACUGCCAGUGUGGUUGCGGCCGUGACUUGAGCAUGUGCGGUUAGCUGCACGCUUGUGGCCCACUGGUUGGUUACGACAAACGCCGAGCCAACGGAGGAAGUCACAGUCAGCGCCCAGGUAAUGGGCCGGGCCCAGCUGCAAGCAAGAGGCUCAGACCAGAGGCGCAUCGACGACUUCAUAACGUCCCGUCGAUCUGGCGGCCACCUUCAGCUUCUGCUCGUGCACCGCUGCGCAAUUGAAUAUUGAGAGGCGUAGGUGUAUUACAGGGAAGCACAUGUUGAAGGAGCGCACAAGCUGUGAGGUGUAUGCGGAGAUGUGGAGCGGGACAAAGGACGGGGCUAGGGGUCGGGAAGGGCCGUCUGUAAUAGCCGUUCGCGCUGCACCGAGUGCACACCUGUUGAGCCCGCGCACCAUGCAAGCUGACCUUGCAAGCGGCCCUGGCUUGGCCCCA